AUGUCAUUUCGGGGAGCGCCACGGGGCCGUGGUUUCUCUCGCGGCGGAGGCCGCGGAGGCUACCAACAGCGAGACAUGGGCCCGCCAGCCACCGUCCUAGAAAUGGGCAAAUUCAUGCACGCCUGCGAAGGCGAAAUGGUCUGCGAAUCCAUCAACCCCAAGGUACCGCAGUUCAACGCCCAAAUCUUCCUCGAGAACAAGACCCCCGUCGGCAAGGUCGACGAGAUCCUCGGCCCCAUCAACCAGGUCUUCUUCACCAUCAAGCCCACCGAGGGUAUCCAGGCCGCCUCGUUCAAGGAGGGCGACAAGUUCUACAUCGGCUCCGAGAAGCUGCUCCCCAUGGAGAGGUUCCUGCCGAAGCCUAAGGUGUUGGGUGUGCCCAGGGUGAAGAAGCCUUCGAGGGGCGGCGCUGGCGGUAGGGGUGGCGGUGGUCGGGGAGGAUUUUCGAGGGGAGGAAGGGGUGGGCCGAGGGGUGGUGGUUUUUCGAGGGGAGGUGGUCGCGGGGGCUUUGGUGGUGGGAGGGGAGGAGGUGGUGGUUUUAGUCGGGGUGGGGGCGGCGGUGGUUUCUCGAGGGGUGGUGGAAGGGGACGAGGCGGCGGUGGAUUCAGCAGGGGUGGUCGUUAA
Scedosporium apiospermum is the source of this 624-nucleotide messenger RNA. RefSeq lists its product as uncharacterized. The transcript is spliced from 2 exons. The record is from RefSeq and is a predicted model, not a curated record. Gene Ontology annotation, molecular function: box H/ACA snoRNA binding. Gene Ontology annotation, cellular component: box H/ACA snoRNP complex. Lineage: Eukaryota; Fungi; Ascomycota; Sordariomycetes; Microascales; Microascaceae. Gene Ontology annotation, biological process: snoRNA guided rRNA pseudouridine synthesis; ribosome biogenesis. Bases 1 to 624 code for a protein of 207 amino acids.